Molecule: messenger RNA, 996 nt
Organism: Pelecanus crispus (Dalmatian pelican)
Lineage: Eukaryota; Metazoa; Chordata; Aves; Pelecaniformes; Pelecanidae
Source: RefSeq, a predicted model, not a curated record
AUGCCGCUAAAGGACGCAGCGCUGUGGCGAGGCGAGCUGGAAGCCGGCUGUCGCAGAGCUGCAGCUGUACCUUUCACAGUCCUUCACGUCGCUGCAGAUCCCCGUUCAGUCGUCCAUGUGAUAUUUAGACCUAUUAUUAGGCAACACACCAUGAAAAUCCUUCAUCGCUUGCCAAAGAUAGGAAAAUUUCCGCUGCAUCACUGUCAGGUUCAACUAAUCCAUUAUAACCAUGAGCUGUACACAAAUGUCACAGAAGCUGCAAAGAGUCCUAAUGGGUUGGUGGUAGUUUCCAUAUUUAUGAAAGUAUCUGAAUCAUCAAAUCCAUUUCUAAAUCGUAUGCUUAACAGAGACACCAUAACAAGAAUAACGUAUAAAAAUGACGCAUACUUACUACAGGGGCUUAAUAUUGAGGAACUUUAUCCAGAGACGUCUAGUUUCAUUACGUAUGAUGGGUCAAUGACAAUUCCACCCUGCUAUGAAACAGCAAGCUGGAUAAUAAUGAACAAACCUGUCUACAUAACAAGGAUGCAGAUGCAUUCUUUACGACUGCUAAGCCAGAAUCAGCCAUCACAGAUAUUUCUGAGCAUGAGCGACAAUUUCAGACCAGUCCAGCCUCUCAACAAUCGAUGUAUCCGAACUAAUAUCAACUUUAGUUUACAGGGAAAAGAUUGUCCAAACAAUAGAGCACAGAAACUACAGUAUAGAGUAAAUGAAUGGCUCCUCAAGUAAGAAAGACAGAGCAGGCAGAACCCAUAACCUCAGUGGAAUGCUACUACUGUGAAUUGACAUAAUCUAGAAUACACCUAACCUCACUCUCUUUGGGUUCGCAACAGCAUGUGCAAACGUGCUGUAGGAAAAGAGCUGCCAUGUUGGAAACUCAACUAAAAAUUCAUUCAUAUGAUUGGUGGUAAUUUAAAAAAAAGUAAAAAGACAGCAUUACAGUAAAUGUGAUUACAAUUUUGAUACAGUUUUCCUGAACUAAUUUAGCUUCACAAA